Messenger RNA from Linum trigynum, 345 nucleotides. The record is from the annotation of a GenBank genome assembly. Lineage: Eukaryota; Viridiplantae; Streptophyta; Magnoliopsida; Malpighiales; Linaceae.
AUGGGAUCGAAGAAAUGGGUGCCUCAUUUGUAUGUGAAUAACAACGAUUAUAUAUGCUGCCACUACACUAGCCCAGAAGGAAACGACGGAGGCAACGAAAAUAAGGAGAAUGUGAAUAGUAGCGGAGCCGGCGGCAACCACAUCGGGCAGGUUUCAGCGAAGCUGUUUGUGAUGGCAAAGGAGAAACAAAAGUUUCUUGAAGCUCCUGGGCUGGAGCAAUGGUGGUCCGACGAUGGGCAACGCCUGAAACUAUGCCUCCCAAAUAGCAAGCUCAUGAGCAGGCAGCUUAAAUCACUAUAUACCCUACCAGCUCAACCAACACAACCCAAGCUACAACAACAAUAA